This is a messenger RNA of Caenorhabditis angaria, 2118 nucleotides long. The record is from the annotation of a GenBank genome assembly. Lineage: Eukaryota; Metazoa; Nematoda; Chromadorea; Rhabditida; Rhabditidae.
AUGUCGGGAUUAUUUGCCAAAUUUUUCUCAAGUAGUUCGAAUUCUUUGCCGAAUGAUGUGACAACAAUGGAACACUUAUGUGAAUUGAUUAAUUGUUUGGGCAAAAAAGAGGAUGGUUUGUGAUAUUUCUGUGAUUUAAUUUGAGGAGAAUAACUCUGUUUUUUGCAGAAACCGGUGCGCGAGCUGCUGAAAUCGCAAGAAAAUACAGAGAUAUUUUCGAGAAACGAAGUUCAGAUAUCGAAAGUUUUCUUUUGCAUUGUAAUCCGGCUGUUGGAAGUUCUGCAAUGUUAUCAGCUAUCAAAACAUUGUUUGAUAUGUCUUUUGCAAAGUGUAAGUUGGAAAUUCUUGAAAUUGAACUGAAAAAUUGGGCUUUUUCUGCAGGUUAUGAAGUUGGAACAGAUCGAGCUGUCGAAUUAUUGAAACAUUAUUUGGAUGGAAGACAAUUGAAUGCAAAACAUUUGAGAAUGGUUCCAGAAAUCAGUGAGUUAUUAGUCGACAUCUUAGAAAAAAAACGAAUUUCGAGCAAAAAUAAUAACCCCCCUGAUUCAAGUCAGAAGAUUCUGAUAUCUACUAUUCCUUAAAAUCGUUCUAAUAUUUUUUUCAAACAACAAUUUUUUUUCAGCAUUCCCUCUUCUCCGUGAUAUUGUUACUUAUUGUCUUGAGAAAAAGAACGAACCACGAAUCGGUGAAGAAAUUGCGAUUUCCGCUCUUCGCCAACUUUUUCCCAAAGAAGAAUCAACAAAAUAUAUCACAAGUUGUCAUGCCGCACUUUUUGCAUGCACAUUGAGAACCAAAAAUUUCGAUGUUGUUGAAGAUUUUUUGAAUGAUAUUCCGCAUAGUUUUGUGAAUGAGGUGAGGCAUUUUUUGACGCCACGAAGUUCAGAUUCAAAACACUCAUUCAAUAAAGUUUAUAAGUUGUUUUUUUUUAAUAAAUCAUGAAAUGAUUGAAAGUCGAAGUAUGAUUUAAUCGAACUUUUCACCAAAAUACUCCAAAUUAUAAAUCCUCCGUUUUCAGAACAACGAAGAAUCGCAAAAUUGCGAUGAUCCAUCAUCUUCAACUUCAUCCGGCGGACCACAAAUCGAGGGAUCAUCAAAUCGAGCAAGAAACUUCGAGAAAGAUUUGCGAGGAAAAAUGUUGUUAAAACCAAAUGCUCCCACACCUGCGGCUGUUGCUCCACCAAACCCGUUUAUCAAUCCAAAAGUCGUUUUUCAAUAUUUUUAUUAUGGAGCAAUGAUUUUGAUUGAGAAGGUUUUGUUUUGAAACAUUUUUUUAACCUAAAAAUGUGUCAUUUCUUUCAGAAAAACUACGAAAAAGCUCAAAUUCUUUUGGAAACUUGUGUCUCAAUUCCAAGUUAUCAUGCAACAGACAUUCAAAUCGAAGCCUAUAAAAAAUAUAUAUUGGUAUCACUUUUGAUAAAUGGAUAUGUAAAUGAUAUAAAUGAUAAAUCACCAGCUGUAACGAGAUUGGCAAAAACAAAAAUGAACGCAGAUUUUCGAAAUUUGCUUGAAGUUCGUUUCAAACGUGGAAAAAAUACGCAUAAACAAAUCGAAACAUUUAUCAAUUUAAAUCGCCAAAAAUUGGAAAAAGAUGAGAAUUUGAAUUUGGCCGAACUUAUUUGUAUGGAGAUGCGAUUGAAAAGUGUGAUUAGUGUUGCAAAAUUAUAUUCAUCAAUUAAAUUGGAAGAUAUUAAAGAAUUGGCUGGAUUGAAAAAUGAUGAAGAAACUAUGAAUAUUAUUGAGGAAUUGGUCAAUACUCAACGUCUUCAAGUUGUUUUUGAUCAACCAACAAAUAGUGUUAUUUGGAGUGAAUAUUUACCUGAAAUCACUAAACAAGAUGUUGAAAAGGCUGAGAAAUUGUGAGUUUUCUUUAAAUUAAAAAAAAAACAUUUCGGAACCUGCUGAAAAUUGCGGAAGUUGUUUGAAAUUAUAGUUGUGAUUGGUUGAAAUGUACCGUGCAAUAUUUAUUCCCUAGUUUUCGCUAGAAUAAACUAAAGUAUCUCCCAAAAUACCGUAUUAAUUUUCAGAAUCGAAAUCCAAAACGCCUUGCUCGAGGAGAAAAAAAGAAUGGCUGAAAUCUGGCCCAAAAAUCACUGCGAAAACGGUUUUCAACGAAGAUGA